AUGGCGACUACGGUACUUGUAACAGGAGCCACUGGCCUUCUGGGCCGGCAAGUUUUCGACAAAUUUAAGCGCUCCGGAUGCCUCACUGUUGGCCAGGGCUUCUCGCGAGCCAACCCACCUACCAUCCUCAAAUCUGACCUUGAAAAGCCGGAUGACAUUAAGGGACUUCUUGAUGAAGCUAAACCUCAGAUCGUUAUCCAUUGCGCCGCCAAUCGAUCCCCCGAUCUGUGCGAUAAGGACCCCGAGCGAGCUCGCCGGGUCAAUGUCGACGCUACUCGCACCCUUGCAGAGUUAACAGCGGAGAGGAAUAUCUUGCUAGUCUAUAUUUCCACCGACUACGUCUUCCCUGGCGUCGAGGGAGAGGCACCGUACGAAGCAGACGCGCCGACAAAGCCCCCGAACUUGUACGGUGAGCUGAAGCGGGAUGGUGAGCAGGUUGUGCUUGAAGCUACCAAAAAGAGCGGAAUGGGCAUCAUCCUCCGUGUACCAGUGCUGUACGGCACAGCAAAUGAGAAUUCUGAGAGCGCGGUCAAUACACUAGUUGAUUCCGUCUGGAAAGCUCAGGAUGAGAAUGCGGGCAUCAAGAUGGACGAUUGGGCGCAGCGAUACCCUACUAACACUGAGGACGUCGCGCGGGUAUUGCGCGACAUUGUGAUCAAGUAUCUCAAGGAGCGCGGUCAGAUUAUGAAGCUUCCCAAGAUUCUUCAGUUCUCAUCCGAAGACAAGAUGACAAAGUACGAGAUGUGCGAAAAGUUCGCGGAAAUUUUGGGUGUGUCCUUGAAGGGAAUGGUCCGCAACAAAGAAGGAAAUGAUCCGAACGCGUCAGUCCAGCGGCCGUAUGACACUCACCUUUCGACCAAGGUGCUGAAGGACCUGGGUAUUGAUGUGCAGACAGUCGACUUUGUCGAUUGGUGGCGAAAACACUUGGAAGCACAGAAGAAAUGA
Aspergillus nidulans FGSC A4 is the source of this 945-nucleotide messenger RNA. RefSeq names its product dTDP-4-dehydrorhamnose reductase family protein. Lineage: Eukaryota; Fungi; Ascomycota; Eurotiomycetes; Eurotiales; Aspergillaceae. Bases 1 to 945 code for a protein of 314 amino acids. The record is from RefSeq and is a predicted model, not a curated record. The transcript has 4 exons. Gene Ontology annotation, biological process: S-adenosylmethionine biosynthetic process.